AACAAAUUGAGUGCCACCAUUAAUUUUUAUCCUUCUGGGGAAAACUUUUCGGGAAAACAAUUCUUCUUUUAUUUGCUUUUGUUCAGUUGAGGUUAUAGUUAUCAUGGAUUCCAUGAGGGGUCAAGGAGGCAUUCAGAUGUUGCUAACUGCAGAACAGGAGGCUCAACAGAUAGUUUCUGCUGCGAGAAACUUGAAGCUGACAAGAUUAAAGCAAGCUAAAGAUGAAGCUGAGAAAGAUGUUGCAGACUAUCGAUCCAAAUUAGAGUCCGAAUAUCAAAAGAAACUGUCUGAGACAAGUGGGAAUUCAGGGUCAACUGUGAAAAGGCUUGAAGAGGAAACUGAAAUAAAGAUUCAGAAACUGAAGGAAUCAGCCUCAAAGGUCCAGCCGGAUAUAGUUGGAAUGAUCAUGAAGUAUAUUACUACUGUUAAGAACUGAAGCAUCAAGAGCCCAUAUUAGAGAGACUGAACUGCAGACUGCAGAGAAGGUGGCCAUAGCAGGCCUAAUGAAUCUAAUAAAGUAUUUGCAUGUUCUCAUUCUCUCCAAAGCAAUUUUUUGACAGAGCUGUUAUUUAUGCUUUGGUUUAGAAUUUCUUUUCUCAAUAUUUUUAAGAAUUAUUUGUUUUGGGUUAUUAUUGCUGAAUAUUUCCAUCUUUGUUAGUAACUACAUUAUAGAUUUUUCUUGACCCAUCUACCAAUUUAAUUGGAUAUCCUAAAGCUAGAUUAAAUUCAGCAUAACAAAGAGUGUUGCAUCAACUUUUUAAA
Hevea brasiliensis (rubber tree) is the source of this 762-nucleotide messenger RNA. Its product is annotated as V-type proton ATPase subunit G-like. The record is from RefSeq and is a predicted model, not a curated record. Gene Ontology annotation, cellular component: vacuolar proton-transporting V-type ATPase complex. The transcript has 5 exons. Lineage: Eukaryota; Viridiplantae; Streptophyta; Magnoliopsida; Malpighiales; Euphorbiaceae. Gene Ontology annotation, biological process: proton transmembrane transport. Gene Ontology annotation, molecular function: proton-transporting ATPase activity, rotational mechanism. The coding region runs from base 104 to 436 and encodes 110 amino acids.